UAUAUGUGUGCAUAUUAGUAUUCUGUUAUUAUUAUUAUUUUUUUUAUAGCAUAAUUUUAACGGUUGUAAGUGUCUUUUGGAUUUGUUUUUCCGAACUACUGAUCUGUGAUAUUUUUGUUGGUUCUGUAAUUUUGCCAUGAAAGGUCCUUUUCAAGCUGCGGUGUUUACUAAAUCAAAAUUGACUUUCUAGAAAUGCAAUGAGAAAUUAAACAUGGAUGAAGCUUCGCCGAUCUUGGGCAAUUCAAUUCAAAAGUAAUUUUUUGACCAAAAAAAAGAAAAACGAAAAAAAAUUCUAACAGUAAUUUUGACGGAAACUAUGAUUUUCUUUGGAACAGGGAUUUUUUGGGUUGAUUUCAAGGGAAAUAAGAGAUUCUAAAGCUGCGACACGGUAUUGAGAUGAGACAGGGUAUUGUCCAGAGACAGGGUACUGAGAUGAGCUAUGAGAGAAGAAUCAUUUCCAUGUUUGGUUAAAUCACUUUGAAAGAGACAGAGAGAUAGUUCUUGGAAGGGUAAUCCUUACGUUUGGUGGUUUGAUUGGAUAGAAGGGGAAUUUUAGAGGGAUAGAUGGGGUCUUUCAAGGGGCAUGUUCUUCCGGGGACGUUGUUUCUUUUGGUUGGGGUAUGGCAUGUAUGGAGCUCUUUGUUCAGAUAUGUAACAAACCCCAAGUCGUUUCGAGUUAGGGUUUGGAAUCCUGUACCGGGUUUUGAUGGUAGGAUCAAGCACUUGGAGCUUUACCUUAUAGCAAUUGGCGCGUUUAUUGAUAUGUGCAUAGAGCUCCUGUAUUCAACCCACCUGAAUUUCUUUAUUAAUGGUGUAUUGAACCCCCAUCAUAUGAACGAUUUUGAGCACUCCGGAAUGCUUCUCAUGUUCUUCAUCUUUGGCGUCAUCACUCUGCUCUCAGAGAAAACCAGUUUUCUUCCAUUGCCAGAAGGAGCUUUGUGCUUGAUUGCUGCCACGGCAUUCUGUGCAGAGUAUAUACUAUUCUACUUCCACUCAACUAGCCAUACAGGCCUCGAGGGAUACUACCACCUCCUCCUCGUCCUCCUUAUAGGCCUCUGCGUUUUAUCCACCAUUGUCGGGGCCCUCAUCCCAACCAGCUUUCCAGUUGAUUUGUGUAGUGGCAUUGCUAUAACACUCCAAGGCCUCUGGUUCUAUCAGACGGCAUUCACCCUCUACGGCCCCAUGAUGCCAAGUGGCUGUCAGCUCAAGGAAGAUACGAUUUCAUGUCAUUCAAAGGAUCAAGAGGUCCGAGGAGAAUUGCUUGCGAACUUCCAGCUAUUUGGCAUUUCGUUUGGUUCCCUUGUUGCGGUUGUUGUAUCGUACAUUUUCGCAGCUUCGAGAUUUGGGCAUUCUGAUCUUAGGAGCUCGCAUGCAGCUCUGGAUGGAAUAGAUCAUGAUUAAAAAGUAGGUUAACCUCGUAUCCCAUUCAUCUAGGGUUUCUUUUUUUCCUUUCAAAUGCUGAGGGACUAUAGUGUCUUCUUUAGAAGACAAAAGUCAUUCAUAUGUGAAAUAGUUAAUUUUGUUUACAUGCGUUUUUAACAUUUAUGUCACUUGUAGGAAAUUAGAACAAUCUCAUGGGAUCCAAACAGUGAUUAUAUAUGUGCAAUAAAAGAAACCCAUUCCCGUGUA
Molecule: messenger RNA, 1629 nt
Organism: Cornus florida
Lineage: Eukaryota; Viridiplantae; Streptophyta; Magnoliopsida; Cornales; Cornaceae
Exons: 2
Coding region: 565-1401 (278 amino acids)
Source: RefSeq, a predicted model, not a curated record